Messenger RNA from Ricinus communis (castor bean), 1356 nucleotides. Its product is annotated as gibberellin 20 oxidase 2. NCBI's taxonomy places the organism in Eukaryota, Viridiplantae, Streptophyta, Magnoliopsida, Malpighiales, Euphorbiaceae. The transcript is spliced from 3 exons. Gene Ontology annotation, molecular function: gibberellin 20-oxidase activity. The coding region runs from base 55 to 1197 and encodes 380 amino acids. Gene Ontology annotation, biological process: flower development; response to light stimulus; unidimensional cell growth. The record is from RefSeq and is a predicted model, not a curated record.
UUUGCUGCUAUAAAUGGAGAAUCUCUUUUGGUACAAUGUCCUCAAGAAAAUCUAAUGGAAUUGCCUGCUUCCAGUCUUCCUCCGAGUCCUCCAAUGACUACAAAAGUGAAACCAGCUACUAGGGCUUUUCAUUUUGAUCCAUCUUUCUUAAAAAAACAAGACGACAUGCCAACUCAGUUCAUUUGGGCAGAAGGCGAUUUAAUUAGCGCCACAGACGAGCUUAAUGAGCCUUUAGUAGAUCUAAAUGGAUUCUUGAAAGGUGAUGAGGAAGAAACUGCCAGGGCUGCUAAGCUUGUUAGGUCUGCUUGCUUGAAAUAUGGCUUCUUUCAAGUCAGCAACCAUGGAGUUGAUGCAGACCUUAUUCGAGCUGCAUAUCAAGAAAUUGAUACAAUUUUUAAGCUCCCUUUCGAUAAGAAGCUCAGCAUUGGUAAAAAGCCUGGCAGUGUUUAUGGGUAUGCAUUUGCCCAUUCCGAUCGGUUUUCUAGCAAGUUACCAUGGAAGGAGACACUCUCUUGUGGGUACCAUGCGGAAGAUACAAAGCCAGUUGUUGCUGAUUACUUCAAGCAUGUCCUGGGGGAAGAUUUUGAAAGAACAGGGGUGAUUUAUCAAAGAUACUGUGAAGAAAUGAUGAAGCUAUCUCUAGUAAUUUUUGAGCUCUUGGCAAUCAGCUUGGGAGUUGAUCGUUUUCACUACCGGAAAUAUUUCGAAGAUGGUGGAACCUCAAUAAUGAGGUGUAACUACUAUCCCUCAUGCAAUAAUCCAAGUCUCACACUUGGUACUGGUCCUCAUUGCGACCCGACGUCUUUAACAAUACUCCACCAGGAUGAUGUUGGUGGUCUCGAUGUCUUUGCAGAUCACAAAUGGCGAUCGGUCCGACCUCGUCCUAAUGCCUUAGUCAUUAAUAUUGGUGAUACUUUCAUGGCACUAACCAAUGGGAAAUACAAGAGUUGCCUGCAUAGAGCUGUUGUGAAUAAGGAGAGUGAAAGAAGAUCAAUCGCUUUUUUUGUGAACCCAAAAGAGGACAAAGUAGUGAAACCACCGGAAGAUGAUGUUGCUUGCAGGGAAUUAGGGGAAAGGAAGUACCCAGAUUUCACAUGGUCAGAUUUACUGAAGUUUACUCAAAACCAUUAUAGAUCUGAUGAUGGUACUCUUCAAGCUUUUACUCAUUGGUUUCUUUCUUCCAAACCAUCUAAUUAGCUUGUAGAUGGUUUUGAUUAUUGCUUUAUCCUUAUCUGCAAUGUCGUAUUGGCUCUAGCCAGAUGUUUCCCUUCUUAAAUAAAUAGUAUCUCAAAUGAAAUCCAACUCAGUUGUUUAACAACUAAUUAUUGAGAGCUUAAUGAUAAAUUUUUAGUAUCA